Messenger RNA from Ornithodoros turicata, 2534 nucleotides. It is a transcript of the gene Stt3A, whose product is annotated as dolichyl-diphosphooligosaccharide--protein glycosyltransferase subunit STT3A-like. The record is from RefSeq and is a predicted model, not a curated record. Gene Ontology annotation, biological process: post-translational protein modification. NCBI's taxonomy places the organism in Eukaryota, Metazoa, Arthropoda, Arachnida, Ixodida, Argasidae. Gene Ontology annotation, cellular component: membrane. The transcript has 14 exons. Bases 279 to 2411 code for a protein of 710 amino acids. Gene Ontology annotation, molecular function: dolichyl-diphosphooligosaccharide-protein glycotransferase activity.
UGUAGCUGCCAGAUGCGGCGUGGAAAACAUCACACCGGUUGCGGAGGGGUGAUAGCCGGUGAUAGCGGGAGGUUUGUGCUUGUGUGGCGCUUCAUGGAGCCUCCUCUGUGGUAGACAAAACAACUCUUCUUGAUCCCACGCACAAACUUAAACGAGUGCAUGAUCCUGGCGCUUGAAGAGCAGUCAUAUAGGGUUUGAGAAGUCAUCUGUCUUUGCCAACAUUUGGGCAUCAGUGGUCGUCGGUUCAUUGAUAGUACUUAGGCCUAGACGACGUCAAAAUGACAGCGGCCAACACGAUACAGUAUAAGAAGUCGUCAUGGUGGGUUCGUAUGAAUCCAGACAAACAGGACACUUUGCUCAAGAUGUCGAUCCUAUCAAUGGCAGCAGUUCUUUCCUUCGUUUGUCGUCUGUUCUCUGUGCUACGUUUUGAGAGUGUUAUUCACGAGUUCGAUCCCUACUUCAACUACCGGACCACGAAGUACCUUGCCGAGCAGGGCUUCUAUAGCUUUCACAACUGGUUCGAUGAUCGGGCAUGGUAUCCGCUUGGCAGGAUUAUAGGUGGAACUAUCUACCCUGGCUUGAUGGUGACGUCUGCGGUCCUCUACCAUGCAUUGCAGUUCCUGCACAUAACCGUGGAUAUCCGAAAUGUUUGCGUGUUCUUAGCACCAUUCUUCUCCAGUCUCACCACAAUUGUCACUUUCCUUCUGACCAAGGAGCUGAGGGAUACAUCGUCAGGACUCGUGGCAGCAGCCAUGAUCUCCAUUGUUCCUGGUUACAUAUCUCGGUCAGUGGCCGGGUCCUACGAUAAUGAGGGCAUUGCCAUCUUCUGUAUGCUCCUCACAUACUACAUGUGGAUCAAGGCUGUCAAGACUGGAGCUGUUUCUUGGUCCGCUCUCUGUGGUCUCGCUUACUUUUACAUGGUUUCCUCCUGGGGAGGUUAUGUGUUCCUGAUCAACCUUAUUCCCCUUCAUGUUCUUGUGCUGAUGGCCACGGGGCGCUUUUCCCAUCGCAUUUACGUUGCUUACAGCACGCUCUACGUCCUUGGCACCCUGCUGUCGAUGCAAAUUUCCUUCGUGGGAUUCCAGCCUGUGCAGUCGUCUGAACACAUGGCGGCUCUGGGAGUAUUUGGGCUUUGCCAGCUUCAUGCCUUUGUGGACUAUGUGCGUUCCAAAUUGCCCAAGGAGCACUUUGAACUUCUCUUCCGAACCGUAGUGUUUGCCACUGCAUCACUGGUCUUGGCUGUUGGUGGAGUGCUUACCAUUCUAGGCAAAAUUUCACCGUGGACUGGGAGGUUCUACUCCCUGCUGGAUCCGUCUUAUGCCAAAAACAACAUUCCCAUCAUUGCAUCUGUGUCUGAACAUCAGCCCACUUCGUGGUCUUCUUUCUACUUUGAUCUCCAGCUUCUCGUUUUCAUGUUCCCCGUGGGACUCUACUUCUGCUUCUCACGCCUGACAGAUGCUAACAUUUUCAUCAUCCUUUAUGGCAUCACCAGCAUCUACUUUGCGGGUGUGAUGGUGCGUCUGAUGUUGGUUCUUGCACCCGUUAUGUGCAUCCUGGCGGGCAUCGGUGUUUCUGCUAUGCUCACUACUUACGCCAAGCAAGUGGAUCCACUUCCACAGGACAAGAAAGGCAAACGACAUGAGGGAAACUACUUCUGGCGAACUGAGGUUGCCCAGGGCUUUGUGGGCAUGAUGGCCAUCUUUCUGCUCUCUUAUACCUUCCACUGCACCUGGGUCACAUCCGAAGCGUAUUCUUCUCCCUCCAUUGUGCUCUCCGCUCGUGGUCACGACGGAUCGCGCAUCAUCUUUGACGACUUCCGAGAGGCAUACUACUGGCUGCGCCACAACACUCCAGAGGAUGCAAAAGUGAUGUCAUGGUGGGAUUACGGCUACCAGAUCACUGCCAUGGCCAAUCGUACAAUUCUUGUGGACAACAACACGUGGAAUAACACGCACAUUUCUAGAGUGGGUCAGGCCAUGGCUUCAUCCGAAGAGAAGGCUUACGAGAUUAUGCGGGAACUGGACGUCAACUAUGUUCUAGUCAUCUUCGGAGGGCUCUCUGGGUAUUCCUCCGACGACAUAAACAAGUUCCUGUGGAUGGUUCGCAUUGGAGGCAGCACUGAUCGGGGCAAGCACAUCAAGGAGCAGGACUACUACUCAUCAUCUGGGGAGUUUAGUGUUGACAAGCAGGGAUCUCCUACUCUGCUUAACUGCCUCAUGUACAAGAUGUGCUACCACCGCUUUGGCUCUGUCUACACGGAGGCUGGAAAACCUCCAGGUUACGACAGAGUGCGUAAUGCUGAAAUUGGCAACAAGGACUUUGAACUAGACGUCUUGGAAGAGGCGUACACGACAGAACAUUGGCUGGUUCGCAUCUACAAAGUGAAGGACUUACCCAACAGAGGGACAUAGUGCCUGCUUGCUGCCAGCCUGGGGGUGAAGGAUCACUUGUCUUGUGGGUUUUUAUUUCUGCCAUUUUGCAUUUUUGUGGCAGAAGCUCAAUGUUACAGAAAAUAAAUUUUGUACAAAAAUGUA